AUGAAAGUCGUUGCAUUCUCCGCAGGGUCCACAGGCGGGAACACGGAAUUGACGCUGCUCACAGCACUGCGAGAGGUGCAGAUAGCCUCACCCUCUGCGUCAAUCACGCCAAUUCGACUCAACGAGGUCAGUAUUGGCAACUCAACAAUCGCGGGGCAGAUUCCACAUCCAUUUGUCAAUUCCGGGUCUCAAGCAGGCACUCAAACGGACUUGGAAAAUACAGCCGACGACCGACCGUUCAUGCUGGAGCAUAUCUUAGAGGCCGAUGCAAUUUUGCUCGGGGCUCCUGUAUAUUCCCGUGUUGUGACAUGGCUGGUCAAAUGGUUUCAAGAUCGAACCUUGGGGCCUGCUCAGGAUAUCGACCUUGCGAACACCCGCAAACAACUGGUUUCGUAA
Messenger RNA from Penicillium macrosclerotiorum, 396 nucleotides. Its product is annotated as Flavoprotein. The record is from RefSeq and is a predicted model, not a curated record. Lineage: Eukaryota; Fungi; Ascomycota; Eurotiomycetes; Eurotiales; Aspergillaceae. Bases 1 to 396 code for a protein of 131 amino acids. Gene Ontology annotation, molecular function: oxidoreductase activity. The transcript has a single exon.